Molecule: messenger RNA, 1110 nt
Organism: Lachnellula hyalina
Lineage: Eukaryota; Fungi; Ascomycota; Leotiomycetes; Helotiales; Lachnaceae
Product: Tyrosinase
Exons: 5
Coding region: 1-1110 (369 amino acids)
Molecular function (GO): oxidoreductase activity
Source: RefSeq, a predicted model, not a curated record
AUGGCGACGGCGAGCUUCGAAAAUGUUGCGCAAACACGUCCACUCCUCUCAGAAGAGGAGCAAGAUGCAUACGCCGAAGAAGAGAAAAGCAAAGUCUCCGACUAUAUACCUGUGUACCGGCGUUUAUGGUUUGUAGUCGCCCUUUGCUGCAUCGCAGUUGUUGGUGCCGUUGUAGUUACUGCUGGAACAAUAAUAUACGUGCGACCGUCGACUGUACAUAAAUCCGCAUCCUCAUCCCAAAGCUGCCAAAAUCCCUCAGUGCGUCGUGAAUGGCGUACACUGAGUACGGACGAGAAAUUGGCGUACCUCGAUGCCGUCGUGUGCCUCACCAAGACGCCGUCCGUCAUAGGCCGCAACCAGACGGUGUUUGAAGACUUCCCGUGGACACAUAACAAUGAAGGGAUGAGUGCUCAUUACGCCGCACCCUUUCUCGCCUGGCACCGCUACUUUCUCCACGUCUACGAAGCAAAGCUCCGUGAUGUUUGUCACUAUUCGGGCUCCCUUGUCUUUUUCGACUGGCAACUUAACGUCCAUGACCUACCCGCCGCCCCAAUCUGGGACCCGAUCACUGGUUUUGGCGGCGACGGCAAUGCCACCGGGGUCCGAACGGUUAAUACUGCCAGCUGCGUGACCGACGGACCUUUUGCAAACCUCCAGGUACAAUACUAUGCUGACGAGGCAAAGCCGCAUUGCCUCUCCCGUGGCUUCCAGGCACCUGAUGACAUGGAGAAGUACUACAGCGCUCGUAUAUCCGAGGAUGCAAUUGCAAUUAUAAUGGCACUGCCGCAAUACAAUGCUUUCAAUCUCGGCAUGGAGAACGGGCCGCACCUAGCGAUGCCACACGGAGUCCUGGGAGACUUUUUCUCAGAUACAGCGCCGAAUGAUCCUGUGUUUUUCCUGCACCAUGCGCAGUUGGAUCGGCUAUGGUGGAAAUGGCAACAUGCGAAGCCGGGGCGGCGACGUGAGUAUAACGGGGCGAGCUCUAUGCAUAGUAAGGAGGCGGCUUCGUUGCAGGAUCAGCUAGAAAUGGGGACACUGGCACCAAAGAUUGCGGUCGAAGAGAUCAUAGACACGCAGUCGGGGAUUUUAUGUUAUGAGUAUGCAUAUUGA